Gaeumannomyces tritici R3-111a-1 is the source of this 1396-nucleotide messenger RNA. RefSeq lists its product as hypothetical. The transcript has a single exon. Gene Ontology annotation, molecular function: trans-2-enoyl-CoA reductase (NADPH) activity. NCBI's taxonomy places the organism in Eukaryota, Fungi, Ascomycota, Sordariomycetes, Magnaporthales, Magnaporthaceae. Gene Ontology annotation, cellular component: mitochondrion. The record is from RefSeq and is a predicted model, not a curated record. Gene Ontology annotation, biological process: fatty acid metabolic process. The coding region runs from base 148 to 1317 and encodes 389 amino acids.
UCCUUUUUAAUUACACACCCACUUAUGGUGAGCAUUUAAAUCGUCCGAUGUAAUUACUCUCGUUGUAACUCUGCUCUCCCCCUUUUUGUAGCCACCAACCAGAACCGAGAUUUCCUCCUUUCACUUGAACACUGCUACGAAAAAAACAUGAGCGACCAGUUCUCCAUUACAGCUGCGGCCACGGCGGUAACCUCCAAGACUGCUGCAGAGCGCGUCCACUUUCACUACGGCGGGCGGCAGUCAAUCACAAACACGGAGCUCGCCCCUGGCCAUGUCCUUGUCUCCUUUCAAAUCUCGCCCAUCAACCCGCAAGACCUGAUGGUCAUUGCGGGUCUCUACCCCGUCAAGCCCGUCUUCAAGGACGAGAACGGCGAGGGAAUCCUUGGGUACGAUGGUGUCGCUAGGGUCGAGGCCAUGCCUGUCGUCGAGGGCGACGCCGCUUCGGCCUCGGCCCCUGGCCGCGAUGGCGACUUGCACCCUGGCGAUCUCGUCAUCCCUCGCCGCCAUGGCCUUGGGACUUGGCGGCGAACCGCUAUCGUCAAGGCCGAGGACCUCAUCCGCCUGCCCCCUGACACAGACCCGCUCGGCGCGUCGCUGCUGCGCAUGGUCUUCCUCCCCGCCUACCUCAUGGUCGAGGACACACGUCCGCUCAAGCCGGGCGACUGGAUCGUCCAGAACGCCGCGUCGGGGGCCAUCGCGCGUCUGGUCACGCAGUUCGCGCGACUCAAGGGCUGCCACGUCUGCAGCGUCGUCCGCGACCGCGACUCGGCAGGCCUGGAGGCCCUCAGGCCGGUCUUGCAGCGAGACGGCGCUAGCGUCGUCAUCACUGAGGGCGAGCUCCGCGAGUCAGGGGUCGACGCCCAUCCUCGCCUGGCGGAGGCCGCGGCCCAGGGGCGGGUCGCCCUCGCCCUCGACGGGGUCUUUGGGGAGCCCGGGGAGCGACUGGCCUCCCUCCUGUCGAAGGGGGCCACGUACGCCGACUACGGCUCCCUCGGCGGCGCGGACGGCGUGGUGCGACUGUCGCAGCGGCUGCUGUUCUGGAACGAGGUGUCUUUCGGGCACUUUCGCCUGUCAGAGAACCUGGCCAGGCGCACCCCCACGCAGCAGGAGUCCCUGCUCUGGUGGUUUGCCGAGCUGCUGGCCGGGGGGAAGCUUUCGGCACCCGACGUCACGAGGAUCAAAGUGCCGAAGGCUGCGGCUCUUACUGGUCAGGAGAGCUCGGACGCUUUUGAGAAGCAGGUUAUUUUAGCCUUGAGUGGGGAGUGGAAGGAAAAGGUUGGAGCCGGGAAGCAUGUCCUUGACUUUGGAGCUAUUUGAGCUUGAAUAAAAAACCCAUUCUCCUUGCAUAGGAAUAGGCUUUGUACUAGCUACAUUCAACGCCCUGUCUACUUCUGCU